AUGUUAAGUGAUAGCGUUGCUAUCAGUGUUCCUCUCAGAUCUGAUGAUGAAACCAAAACAAAUAUUAAUAAUGACCCACCUGCUUAUGAAAAUCCACAACUUGAUUUUAGUGGCGAAUGGAAAGAUCGUGGCUUUGCUAUUGCAUUCUGGAUUCAUACAAUUGCUGUCAUCUUAGUGGGCUUAAUUUUAGGUAUACCAACUGUAAUUUCGCAUAUGAAGGAUAUAUCAUCGUAUAAAUGGGACAUCGAACCUUUAGUUUACUCAUUGGGCGGGGCAGCAGUUGUUAGUGGAAUAGUCUCUUUUCUCUCACUUUUCGCUCUUCAACUAUGUGCUGGUCAACUUAUCAAAUGUUCAUUUUUGAUACUUAUCAUCAUGCAAAUUCUGAUGGGAAUGGCUCUUUUUUUCGUAUUUCCCCCAUUGUGCUUCCUGCCAGGAGCGUUUAUAUUAUUCACGUUGAUUUAUAUAUCAUGCGUUCGAAAUCGUAUUGCUUUUGCCGAAGCUCACUUACAAGCAGGCUGUGCUUCUCUACGUAGUCAUUCAUCGUUGAUAUUGGUAGCACUCGUCAUGCUCAUAGUAGAGUUUCUGUGGCUUGUCUUCUGGUGUCUGAUGUUCGCCGGUGUUAUACGUGUCGUACUUAUUAAUUUAGAACCGAAUCCGACUUCUAAUCUUGGAAUAGUGCUUUAUUUUUUGAUUGGUAAACUCAUUUUAUUUUUACUAUUAUUGUCAUGUUAUUGGGGUGCAAUUACAUUUGGAAAUAUUAUUCAUUUCAUAACAGCAUGUACUGUUGGUGACUGGUGGUUUACUAGUGACGGCAGUGGACACUAUGGAAUGAGCAAUAGUAUCAAGCGUGCAUUUACAACAAACCUAGGAACUAUUUGUUUUGGUUCACUUUUUGAAGCUAUAAUAAAAACUUUACGAUUCUUGAUAGGUGAUGGACAUAGAAAGAAUUGUUUAACUUGUAUUAUUGACUGUGUUCUUCGGAUGAUCGAAAAAUUAAUUGGUUAUCUCAACGAAUGGGCAUUUACUUUUGCAGCACUUACUGGUCAAGGAUAUGUUCAAGCUAGUCGAAGUUUUAUAGAAUUGUUUAAAAAACGUGGUUGGACAGCAGUUAUCAAUAAUAGCAUUGUUGCAACUACAUUAAUGAUUAUUAAUCUUGGAAUAGGUCUAAUUUCAGCUGUUGUUGGUGGUACAAUCAUCUAUAAUAUGAUAGCUGAAGCGUCAGAAAACAUUGGAUUGGUAAUGGUUAUAGCCUUUAUUAGUUUUAUAAUCGGUAUACUAAUGAGUUCCAUCAUCACAACACUUUUGAAAUCAUGCGUACGCACAGUAUUCGUUUGUUUUGCUCUCAAUCCAGCUGCAUUGGGUGCAACACAUCCUGAUCAUUUGCAAAAGUUGACGAAAGUUUGGCACAAGUUCUAUCCACAAGAAUUCACCAACAGCGGUUAUGCUAAUGAAUUUAAGGAGCCAAUCGUUUAG
Molecule: messenger RNA, 1473 nt
Organism: Rotaria socialis
Lineage: Eukaryota; Metazoa; Rotifera; Eurotatoria; Philodinida; Philodinidae
Source: the annotation of a GenBank genome assembly